Messenger RNA from Acanthopagrus latus (yellowfin seabream), 1441 nucleotides. It is a transcript of the gene med31, whose product is annotated as mediator complex subunit 31. The transcript has 4 exons. Gene Ontology annotation, cellular component: mediator complex; core mediator complex. Gene Ontology annotation, biological process: regulation of transcription by RNA polymerase II. Bases 182 to 577 code for a protein of 131 amino acids. NCBI's taxonomy places the organism in Eukaryota, Metazoa, Chordata, Actinopteri, Spariformes, Sparidae. Gene Ontology annotation, molecular function: transcription coregulator activity. The record is from RefSeq and is a predicted model, not a curated record.
GAAAGAGAGUUUGAUUUACGGCAAAUAUGUGUCCCAAUCUUGAUGACAGUCGUGAUUAAAGAAAGCAACAAAAACCAACGCUCAGCAGUUUAUGUGUCCGUGUUUCAGUUGAACAGUUAAUAUCUCGUCUCGCCGUGUGUGUCUGUUGUCUUCAGGACCGCUUCAGUCCGCAGCCGGUGUCAUGGAAACAGAGGAGCAGGCCAGGAACCGUUUCCAGUCAGAGCUGGAGUUCAUCCAGUGUCUGGCCAACCCAAACUACCUGAACUUUUUGGCUCAGAGAGGCGUCCUGAGGGAGCGACCCUUCAUCAACUACCUGAAGUACCUGCUGUACUGGAAAGAGCCUGAGUACGCCAAGUUCCUCAAGUAUCCUCACUGCCUCCACAUGCUGGAGCUGCUGCAGUAUGAACACUUCAGGAAGGAGCUGGUCAACGCUCAGUGUGCCAAGUUCAUCGACGAGCAGCAGCUGCUGCACUGGCAGCACUACUCCAGGAAACGCACCCGGCUGCAGCAGGCGCUGGCCGAGCAGCAGCAGCCCCAGCAGCAGCCACCGCCACAUGGGAACGCCACCGCCAAGUGAUGAUGUCACUGGAGGCAGUCGUGCAUGUAAAUUAAAGAUGAACAGCUUCUGGAGCGCUGCAGUUGCUGAUUGGAAGAUCCUCCAUUUUAAACACUGUAUUGCUGCAGUAAAAGACAUUUCUCCAUCGGAAUAAAUCACGUUGACAUUGUUGAUUCUCAGCUUGUAGUUCACAAACAAGAUUUUCUUCUAUUGACUAAGUUUAUGUUUUCAACAACCUGUGACUAAAAGAUCCCACAGUGCUCCUGAAACUUCACUGAGACUUCACUGGUGAAUAAGAAGCGGUGACUGAGAAACACUCACUGCAUUGUGAUUAACAAUAUAUGUGUGAAGGAUGAUGUUACAUGUGACAUUAAAGGUGCUGGAAGCUGGUUGUUAGUUUAUGUUAGCAGACUCCAUUUAUAAACUGAGGUUAGCUACUGUUGCUCUCUGUUAGCGGCACUGAGAGCGUGUAAUACCACUGAAUGACUUCUUGAUAUAAAGUCACAUCAUCUGGACUGUCUGAGGAAGUCUGACCUGAGUCCUUCUCUGAGAAAUCAACAGUCCAGCAACAUUCGACAGCUUCAAAUCAUCCACAGGCUUGUUUAGACAACUGAGAGAGAGACGUUGUGUUACAAUCUGCUCUCAUAUGUCUGAUAAACAAGUGAUUAAUACAUGUAAAUUACUACAAAUUGUUACAUAACGCCCCUUUGACAUUUUGAAAUCUUAACUGAAUUCAGUUCUUCAGAAUUUAUUCUCACAACGAAGCUGCAGACUGUAAUAUGAAGUUGUUAAGAGAAGAUCAGACAUUUACAGUUUAAAUGGAUGAAAACACAAAAUGCAGUGAAAACAUAUAAUGUGGCCGAUUCAACCGAGUCGCUGUUUGUA